Messenger RNA from Aspergillus melleus, 942 nucleotides. Its product is annotated as sphingosine N-acyltransferase lag1. The transcript is spliced from 2 exons. Gene Ontology annotation, molecular function: sphingosine N-acyltransferase activity. Gene Ontology annotation, cellular component: membrane. NCBI's taxonomy places the organism in Eukaryota, Fungi, Ascomycota, Eurotiomycetes, Eurotiales, Aspergillaceae. Gene Ontology annotation, biological process: ceramide biosynthetic process. The record is from RefSeq and is a predicted model, not a curated record. The coding region runs from base 1 to 942 and encodes 313 amino acids.
AUGGUUCCAAGCACUGCACCGGAACAUUCAGAGUCUAUCCACUCCUGGGACAGCCAGAUCCAAUAUGCCAAAGGCUCCACAGACAUCAUAUUCGUGUCCUUCUACACCAUCGUCUUCACCUUUACCCGCGAACUCCUCAUCUCAUCUCUCCUCCCUCUCCUAGCCGAACGCGCAGGGAUCGCCUCGCCUAGCAAACAGGCCCGGUUCAGCGAACAGCUCUACACAGCCUUAUACACGUUCGUCUCGACUCUACUCGGCAUGUACCUUCUCAUCGACACCGGGAUCCUAAGCCUCCUGUUCACGCCUACUCUCCAGUCCUUGCCAUCCGCCAUCAUGAACAUGCGCCUGAAUACCGAAAUCAUGUAUCAGGACUAUCCGCACCUCACGCACUCACUUCUCUUCAAAGCGUACUACCUCCUCCAGGCGAGCUUCUGGGCCCAGCAAAUGCUCGUGCUGGUGUUGGGGCUGGAGGUCCCUCGACGGGAUUUCAAGGAAUUGGUGAUGCAUCAUUUCGUCACGGUGGGGUUGAUUGCGUUGAGUUGGCGGUUCCAUUUUACGUAUCUCGGGUUGCUGGUGUUUGUGACUCAUGAUGGGAGUGACUUUUUCCUUGCUACCUCCAAACUCCUCAACUACCUCAACAACCCCCUCCAAAUCCCCUACUUCAUCCUCUUCACGCUCGUCUGGAUCCAAACGCGCCACGUGACUAAUCUACGCGCACUAUACUCCCUUCUCACGGACUUCCAAACCACAGGACCAUGGGGUCUCAAUUGGGAGCGGCAGGAGUAUAAAUGCCGGAUUAGCCAGGUCAUUACGUUUGUGUUGUUGGCUGCGUUGCAGGGGUUGAAUCUCGUUUGGCUUUCUUGGAUACUGAGAACGGGAUGGCGGUUUUUGAGCUCUGGGGGUGAGGUUAUUAGAGAUGAUAGGGAGGGGGAUGAGGACUGA